CAAAAACGGAUAUAAAAUUUUCAAAUCGUUUAGAAUUUGGCAUUUUAUCUGUAAAUAGAGCGUAUAUUUAUCAAAGGCCUAUAUAAAAGUGGAAUAAAAGUGAUUUUCUGCAACAUGAUUCAGCACCGGUGCAUCGUAACGAGAUGUAUGAACGUUGUACCUGGUCCGGUACCGUUUUUCAAAUGCCCUGGAUACGAGAGUAAAGUGUUUAAAAAAUGGACAGUUUUUUUUCAUCUUGGCGGGAUGCGAAAGGAAAAAAUUUGUAAAAACCACUUCAACGAAAACGAUUUUAUGAAAAAUAUUCGCAUGAAAUUAAAAUAUCAUGCAGUACCAACACAAAACUUGCCAGGUUCUGAUCCGUAUGUGGACAAAAGUGGAAGAAAAUGUUGUGUUAAUGAAUGCCGUGCUAGAAAAACAGCCAUACUGUUUCAAUUUCCGAUUGAUAAAAAUAACUCGAUGUUACAAAUGUGGAAAAAGUCGCUCCACAUGAAAGAGCAAGAUAGUACUACGUUGCUAAGAAUUUGCGAAUAUCAUUUCAAAAGCAGCGACUUUAUAACAGUUACUUCGUUUUAUCUGAAGCCAAAUGCUGUACCGAGAAUAAACAUACGCAGACAAAUUCGUUUUCCUCGACGACGGGUUAAAGACACGACUGAACUUUCAUCUACUUUGCGUGAUCAUAACUACUGCGAACGGUGGUUCCAGUCGAACGGUAACCGCAUGUGUUCUGUCUACGGAUGCAAUUCACGUGCAGGAAAUAAUGUCAGUCUUCAUAAAUUCCCACUGAAAACAGACGAAAGAUAUUCUAUCUGGAUGCGUAACUUGAAGCAUGGAAAAAACCAACAAUCUAUUCAAAGGUUUGCAGUAAGCAUUUUGAGGAUGCUGAUUUCAUGCCAGGUGGUAAGAGACUCAAGAACACGGCUGUGCCCAAACGAAAUUUACCGCGAAUUUUAGAGCUACGAAGAGACAACACAUAUGGUAAACCUCGCUUCCAUGUUCCAAAAAAACAGUUGCCACUUGAGAAACAUUCAGCAAGUAACUCGGAAAUCGACCCAGAUGAAAGUGUAGUCUCAGCCGACUCGAAGUUAGAUGAUUUGUCCUGUCUACUUAAUAGAACAACGAUAUCAGAAUCAUCUGAUUAUGACCAUACGUUAAAGAAGGAACGUGAUCCAGUUCAAGAAGAGAAAAAUACGGUUAUAGG
This is a messenger RNA of Topomyia yanbarensis, 1198 nucleotides long. RefSeq lists its product as uncharacterized. The transcript is spliced from 5 exons. The coding region runs from base 115 to 951 and encodes 278 amino acids. NCBI's taxonomy places the organism in Eukaryota, Metazoa, Arthropoda, Insecta, Diptera, Culicidae. The record is from RefSeq and is a predicted model, not a curated record. Gene Ontology annotation, molecular function: sequence-specific DNA binding.